Molecule: messenger RNA, 840 nt
Organism: Chaetura pelagica (chimney swift)
Lineage: Eukaryota; Metazoa; Chordata; Aves; Apodiformes; Apodidae
Gene: SLC25A39
Product: solute carrier family 25, member 39
Exons: 8
Coding region: 1-840 (279 amino acids)
Biological process (GO): mitochondrial transmembrane transport
Source: RefSeq, a predicted model, not a curated record
AUGGACCUCCUGUCCGUCUGCCAGAACGGCAACAGCUGCACUGCCUGGUACAAGACCCCCACCCGCUUCACCGGCACGCUGGAUGCCUUUGUGAAGAUCACACGCUAUGAGGGCAUCAGGUCUCUGUGGAGCGGUUUGCCCCCCACCCUGGUGAUGGCUGUGCCAGCCACUGUCAUUUAUUUCACCACCUACGACCAGCUCCGGGACUACCUGCACGCCCGGACAGGGAGUGGGGGGCACCACAUCCCCUUGUUGGCUGGGGCCCUUGCCAGGCUGGGUGCUGUCACAGUCAUCAGCCCCUUGGAGCUGAUCCGCACCAAGAUGCAGUCCCAGCAGCUCAGCUACCGGGAGCUGGGGGUCUGCAUCCAGUCAGCAGUGGCUCAGGAUGGCUGGAUGUCCCUCUGGAGGGGCUGGGGACCCACCGUGCUGCGCGAUGUCCCCUUCUCAGCUCUCUACUGGUUUAACUACGAGCUGGUGAGGGACUGGAUCUGCAGGCAGGCCCGGCUGGACGAGGCCACUGUCAUGAUCAGCUUUGCCUCUGGGGCCAUCUCUGGCACGGUGGCUGCAGUGCUGACUCUGCCCUUCGACGUGGUGAAGACCCAGCGGCAGGUCCAGCUGGGACACAAUGAGGUGCACCCAGUCACAGCUUCCAAGCCUUCCUCCACGUGGCUGCUCCUGCGGCGCAUCCGGGCGGAAUCCGGCACCCGAGGGCUGUUUGCAGGCUUCCUGCCCCGUGUCAUUAAGGUGGCACCUGCCUGUGCCAUCAUGAUCAGCACCUACGAGUUUGGCAAGAGCUUUUUCCAGAAGCUGAACCAGGAGCGGCGGCUGCGCGGGUUGUGA